Messenger RNA from Malus domestica (apple), 1614 nucleotides. Lineage: Eukaryota; Viridiplantae; Streptophyta; Magnoliopsida; Rosales; Rosaceae. The record is from RefSeq and is a predicted model, not a curated record.
AUGCCAAUUCUUCCAAUCCCACCCCUUCUCACCAAUCCUACAAACCCUACCACCAAUCCAUUUCAUCCCUUUUCCACUGUUGUGAACAUCAAGCUUGACCAGACCAACUACCCACUAUGGAUGACCAAAAAGGGUGAUGUCUCUAUCAUGGAUUACCUGGAUCACAUGAAUGCCAUCAUUGAUAACCUUGCCCUAGCGGGGCAACCAGUAAAUGAUGAUGAACUCAUGCAGAUUGUGUUGAACAAUCUUGGACCUAUCUCUGAAAUUACAUUGCUGCUUGAGGCCGAAGUGGAUAACGCUUGCGUGGAACUGGGAGAGGUGCAUCCCCGUCCAAUCGUGGACUUCCUUCCAAUCAAUGAGGAUACAAUCCUCACAACAACAAUAACUAGCGUAACUAGCCAACUAAUGGUGAGAGAUUUCCUUGUCCAGAUUACAGCAGUACAACAGUACAACAGUGCAGAUUUUAACAAUCUGUGCAUGGUUGCUAUACAACAGCCAUUAGAAGCUGCCUGCAGCAUUUGCAGCAUGACAACCCAUGAUUUUUUUAGCUGUCCACAUAUAGAUGCUUGUUCAGAGUUUACAGCGGAACAAGUUAAUGCAUUUAAUAAUUUUCAGCGUCCAAGAAACGACCCGUAUUCAAAUUUUUACAACUCGGCUUGGGAAAUUGCAAUUGAAAAAUUAUCAACUAUUACAAAUGCAAGAUUUGAACAAACGAAUCAAGAAAUCCAAAAUAUGCAUGCAACAAUGAAAAAUAUGGAACAACAAAUUUGGCAGAUUGCGUUGCAGGUUUCAGAAAGAUCACCGGGUACAUUUCCUAGUCAAACAGCACUUAAUCCAAGAGGACAAGAAGAAUACAAUGCUAUACAUACUUUACGAUUUUGCGCAGCCACAAGACAGAUCCAAAAAUACAGCAUAAGCUACCACAAAAACUACAUAACAUGUUUAUGUGCCUCCAAUGCCUAUCCAGAAAGGUUGAAGCUUAAAGCUAAAGAUCAACAAUUGACAGAUUUUAUGAAGACUUUGGCUAAAGUUCAAAUUAAUCUACCAUCAAUUGAUGCAAUCAAGAACAUUCCAUCUUAUGCCAAGUUUUUGAAGGACGUUUUCACAAAGAAAAAGAAGCUUGUGGAUUCCGAAAAAGUGAUUCUAAUGGAACAGUGCAACGCAGUCUUAUUGCAUAAAUUGCCUUCAAAGAAGAAAGAUCCAAUGACUUUUACUAUCUCUUGCACCAUUGGAAAUUGUGAUUUCAGUAGUGCUUUAAUUGAUUUAGGUGCCAGUGUAAACUUAAUGCCUUAUUCAGUUUUUAAAUGUUUAGGUGAAGGUGAGCUAAAACUAACCUCCAGCAUUAUUCAAUUCGCUGACCGUUCAAUUACCUACCCUAGAGGAGUCAUUGAAGAUGUUAUUGUGAAGGUUGACAAUUUAUAUUUACCAGCUGAUUUUAUGGUGUUGGACAUGGAUGAGGAUUUAACAACACCCAUCAUUUUGGGCUGCCCAUUUCUGGCAACAGCCCGGACUCAUAUUGAUGUUGAAGCCGGAACUCUAACAUUCUGGGUUGAAGAUCAAACGGUUGUGUUUAGGUUGUUUGAAGCCACCACACAUCUAGGUGAUAAACAAUAA